Stomoxys calcitrans (stable fly) is the source of this 1640-nucleotide messenger RNA. It is a transcript of the gene ppk12, whose product is annotated as pickpocket protein 28. Gene Ontology annotation, biological process: sodium ion transmembrane transport. The record is from RefSeq and is a predicted model, not a curated record. Lineage: Eukaryota; Metazoa; Arthropoda; Insecta; Diptera; Muscidae. Gene Ontology annotation, molecular function: ligand-gated sodium channel activity. The transcript has 8 exons. Bases 8 to 1564 code for a protein of 518 amino acids. Gene Ontology annotation, cellular component: membrane.
CUACUGUAUGGGCAACAUUAAAAAGUAUCUGCAAGAGACCACUUUACAUGGAUUCAAGUAUUUGGCAGAUAGCUCUUUAUCCAAUUGGGAAAAAUUAUUUUUCUUUGCCGCCUUGCUGUCUUGUUCCGUGGUUGUGAUCCAUUUAAUAUCGAACAUCUAUGCACGCUGGGACAGUACACCAGUUCUCAUCGGCAUAAGUCCUCAUCCAAUACCCAUAGUGAAUUUACCCAUGCCAGCCAUAACAUUGUGCAACAUGAAUCAGGCUCUUUACUCUAGAGUUGCAAACUACUCAAAAGACUCCAAGGAAUAUGCCAUACUAAGAUAUCUAUGCUUCUCCGACUCGAUGACCGUUACUGAUUUUGAAAAUUCAGAAGAGUUCAAAAACAACGAUAUCCAAAUCUCUGAUUUUAUAACUCAGCAUGCCCAUCCUUGUUCCCGUAUGCUACUUCAAUGCCAAAUUGGUUCAAUUGUCUACAAUUGCAGUGAGCUAUUCCGUGAAGUACUAACCGAUGAGGGACUAUGUUGCUCCUUCAACACUUUGGAACCGGAAUUUUUAUUUAAAGGAAACUAUCAUAUUAUCAAGGCCCUGCCUCGAAACUCAGAGUUCCAGCCUGUCACCUGGAGUCCGGAAACUGGUUAUCAGUCUAAUUUACCACCUAAAUAUUAUCCUCAUCGCACAUUGGGAACGGGCAUUUCAAUGGGCAUAACAAUAUUUUUAAAUGCUGAAGUUGAUGAGUACUAUUGUUCUUCGACCAGCGGUCCUGGCUUCAAAUUGUCUCUCAGCAGUCCCAUCGAUAUGCCACAGGUCAAGGAAGUCGGUGUUACAGUGCCUCUACGAUCGGAGACACGAUUUCGUAUGGACGUUAUUCGUUCAGAAUCCGCAACGGCUAUACGAAGCAUAAAACGUCAACAGCGUCAGUGUGUGUUUUUAAAUGAAAUACCGUUACUCUAUUACAAAUACUACUCGAAGCGUCAUUGCGAGAACGAAUGUCAAUCGGCCUAUCUGAUACGACAAUGUGGCUGCAUACCUUAUCAUCUGCCACCCAUUUAUAGUAAUGCCACAUUUUGUACCAUGAAAAGUUCCUUUUGCGUUGAAAGGGCCCAGCAGAGAUUUUCUAGAGCUUUAACGGGUAAUUGUCUGUCACGAUGCAUGCCUAGUUGUUUUGAUUUGACCUUUAUGCCAGAUGCAUUUUCAUCUUCACUAACCUCACGUAAUUAUUCCAUACAAAGUCCGUUAUUAGCCUCAAUGAGCAGAGAGGAGUUAAGCAAUAUUGCGGUAUUGCAUUUUUAUUUUCGAGAAUCGGUGAUACAUUCGGAAUUGAAAAAUGUCUACAUUGGAUUAACGGAAUUUUUGUCUAACACCGGUGGCAUAUUGGGCCUCUUUAUGGGGUUCAGUUUUAUUUCUGUAGCUGAAAUUGUUUAUUUCUCAGUUCUGCGGCCUGUUUUCAAGUUUGUGGUCCCUAAAAAAUAUAGAAAAUCUGCUCACAUAAGGAGAGUUAGCGAAAAUAAAAAUUGGUUGCCUGACGAAAUUACCAAGGCUACCCGAAAAUCAAUACAACCCUAAAUUUAAAGUCAGAAAAUUAUUCUUUGUUUAUAUUUUAAAGAAUAAUAAUAAAAUAUUUUAAUAUUUUUUGUCCAAA